Molecule: messenger RNA, 464 nt
Organism: Carassius auratus (goldfish)
Lineage: Eukaryota; Metazoa; Chordata; Actinopteri; Cypriniformes; Cyprinidae
Product: beta-2-microglobulin-like
Exons: 3
Source: RefSeq, a predicted model, not a curated record
CAUCUUUAAUGUGCGUAGGACGCGAGUCUAAAUUUUGUAAAUGGCUAACAAAGAGUAAAAACAUUCUCUUUAUAAAAGUAGUUUUGAUUAUUUUUCACAUAUUUCUAAGUGAUGCGCAGCAAGGUUCCCCAAAGAUUCGUGUCUUUGUGAUGAAAGCCCUUGACGAUCAACACAAGCCGGUUCUGACCUGUCUGGCCACUGGUUUCUACCCCAGAGAUAUUGAGUUGAACAUCAGAUGCAAUCAAACUGUUCUUGAGGCUCAAACAUCAUCUGAAAUCAUACCAAAUGAUGAUGGAUCCUUUCAGACGAGUGCCAGUGUGGAGAUGGACAGAAACCACAGAGGAUCUUAUGACUGUCUGGUUAAUCACAGCAGUCUGACAGAACCAGUUUUAGCAAAAUGGGAUGGGACUUAUUCUGACAGUGAAACAGAAUCUCAGUGGCCUUUUAUAGGAGGAGUUGUAGCA